AUGAGGACGUUACCGCCGUCCCUCCUGCGGCACCUCUCGAGGGGGGUGAGGAGGGCGCUGCUGGUCGGGGAGGACGCCGUCGACGUGCCGAGAUGGGCCAUCUCCGCCACCCCCUACGGCGGCGCCAUCGUCAGCGUCUCCGCCGCGGUUGUAUCCGUCAACCUGCUCGUCGUCUUGUUCGUCGUCCUCCGGCGGUGCGGCGCCGACACCGGCGAAGUACGCCGCCCCAGCGAAGCGGCUCCCCUCUCCGGAGAGAGGAUCCGGGGUUCAGUUCCGGCCGCGGAGCAACGGAGGUACGGCGAGAGCGGCGGGCUGCAAUGCGCCGUCUGCCUGUGCCGGCUCCGGCAGCCGGAGGCGCUCCGUCUGCUGUCCGGGUGCGGGCACAUAUUCCACGUGGAAUGCGCCGACCGGUGGCUGGAAGGCCGCUCCAGCUGUCCUCUCUGCCGCCACGAGGUCCACCGGGAGGGCGUCCACCUGGCUGUGCUCUGUCAAGGCCUCCUCACCAGGGUGGAACCCCCUCCGCCCGACGUGGAUGCCACGGGGAUCCUCCCUGGUAAUGUGGGUCCCACAACGCUUCCCAUCACCCACCCGUCCAACUCGGAGCCGAACCAGGCUGAGUCGGCCGGGGCGGCGGGCCGACUCGGCGACCGGUUGGACGAGCAACUCCUCUCGGACCAGACACUCCUCGCCCGCGCCGGCGCUUUAUCUUACGCCAUAGCCGCCACGGAGAUCCGAGCAGAAUAG
Molecule: messenger RNA, 744 nt
Organism: Spirodela intermedia
Lineage: Eukaryota; Viridiplantae; Streptophyta; Magnoliopsida; Alismatales; Araceae
Source: the annotation of a GenBank genome assembly